Aricia agestis (brown argus) is the source of this 2358-nucleotide messenger RNA. RefSeq names its product calpain-C (gene CalpC). Gene Ontology annotation, cellular component: cytoplasm. NCBI's taxonomy places the organism in Eukaryota, Metazoa, Arthropoda, Insecta, Lepidoptera, Lycaenidae. The coding region runs from base 93 to 2024 and encodes 643 amino acids. The record is from RefSeq and is a predicted model, not a curated record. Gene Ontology annotation, molecular function: calcium-dependent cysteine-type endopeptidase activity. Gene Ontology annotation, biological process: proteolysis. The transcript is spliced from 14 exons.
ACUCCCAGAGCGAGUGCGUGAAACCGUUGGAUUGUGACGAAAUAAUGUUUAAUAUGAGUGCAGUGUAAAGAUAAACUGGUGGAUUGUCCAGGAUGUCGGAGUACGAGCGCAUCCGGGGCACGCUGCUGCAGCAGCGCCAGCUGUGGGAGGACCCGGACUUCCCCGCCAUCCAGCCGUCCGUCUUCUACCACCAGGUCCCGCCGUUCAGGUUCGAGUGGAGGCGACCGAGAGAACUGCACUACGACAAGCCGACUUUCAUUGCGGAGAAUGAAACUUUCGACGUGGUGUCGGGAAGACUUGGAGACAAAUGGCUGCUUUCAUGUAUUGAGGUGCUGUAUCAAUGUAAAGGUCUCUUCCACAAAGUGGUGCCUUCAGACCAACACAUAGAUUCAAACUACACGGGCAUAUUUCGGUUUCGUCUGUUCUGGUGCGGCAAAUGGACGGAGGUGCUAGUUGAUGACCGGCUGCCGACAGUCAAUGGUAUACUGGCUUUCAUGCACUCCACGCACUCCGAACAGAUGUGGCCGGCAUUAUUGGAGAAAGCCUACGCAAAAAUGCAUGGGUCCUAUGAGGCCUUAAAGUAUGGAAACCUUUUGGACGGCCUUGCCGACUUCACUGGCGGCAUACCUCUGUCUUUACCGCUGUCGGUAAACGUCGACCACAAUUCGUUAUACAACUUUACAAAAAUGGCAACUAUCAUCACGGCUUACUGUUCUCCUAAUGUAACAGACACACCAAUGUCGAAAAAUAUUGAACCCGGGAUGAAUUACAUGAUUUAUAAUGUUGAAAAGAUCGAGGAUCUGGAUGGACGUAUGAAGUAUUUCGUACAUUUGGGAAGACCUGGGAAAACAAAUCGAUGUAUAUUGGAUCCAGCUAUGGCAAACUUGUUGGUUGGGAGUGCAAUCAGAGAGAGGUUUAUGUCACCAACUAGAGGAUUUUGGAUGUCAUACGAGAACUUAGCGAGUACGUUCCCGCGGUUGGACGUGGUGCAUUUGGACGUAGAUACGUCCAAGUCGGAGCCGAGUUUGUGCGACAAGCUCACGUGGCAGGUCAAGUGCCAUCAGGGAAGAUGGAAGAAGGGGGUCUCCGCCGGCGGUUGCAGGAAUCCAGUCAAUUUCUUCCACAUGAACCCUCAAAUCCAACUUGUGUUGAACGAACCUGGCUGCGUAGUGAUAUCGCUCAACCAACACAGUAUAAUGGAGCCCAAAGUCAUCGGUUUCAGUAUCUACAAGAUCCCUAAAUUGUUCAAGGAAACCGCGCCGCCUUUAUUUUUUAAGACCACCAAGAGUACAAUCAAUUCCCAAUAUACGAACAGCCGGCAAGUCAGUGAGAGAUACUACUUAGAAUCAGGCGCUUACUUAGUGAUACCGACUACGUUUGAACCGAGGCAGGAGGCUAACUUCUCUCUGAGAGUGUUUUCUAUGAUGUCAGUCAAAAUGAACGUAUUGGACUGUGCGCCGCAAAUGUUGAAGUCGGCGAUGUUGAAGGCACCAGUGGGCACAGACGCGAGCAGCUUCGCGCAAUACGAGUCACAGUUUCUCCAUUUAGCUGAUGAACAUAAAACCAUAAACGCCUUUGAACUCCAAGAAUUGUUGGAGAGAUGUCUACCGAAUGACUACAUUAAAAGCUGCGCCACCACAGAGACGUGCAGACAGAUUGUACUGUCGCUGGAAAAAGAUGGUUCCGGACGGAUGUGCUUGCAAGACUUCAAGGACCUGAUAUGUAGUUUGAAGCACUGGCAGACGGUCUUCAAGGACCAUGCUCCGGAGAAAGUGGGUGUGCUGCGUAUAGAGAGAUUCAGGGACGCGCUAAGAGACGUAGGGUUUGUGAUACCGGAGCGAGCGCUAGCGUUACUCGUCUUCAAGUAUAUGAGGAAAGACGGAAUGGUCCGCUUCGGAGAUUUCGUGUCAGCAGUCGUCUUUCUACAUAGAGCGUUUCAUACUUUCUUCCGCAACUGUUCGUCACCUUCAUACAAAGUUACUUUCACGUUUUCUGAGUGGCUCAAUUCAACUCUAACGUGUUGAAUAACUUUGGAAUCAGAGACAAUAGUGAAGUGUUGUGUUUGCAUGAUAUUAAUGGUUCAAAAGUGGUGUACUUACUACUAAAUUGUAAAUAUUAAGGGCCCAAUGAAUUGUAAGUAAAUAGUCAUUAAUAAAAAUGUAAAAACUAAAACAGUACACCACUUUUGACUCUUACUGUAAGGUAGUCAGCUGUUAUUCCUCAAAUAUAUUAUAUUAGCAUGCUGGAAGUAUUUCUUACUUUGAAAGUUUAUGAGUCGUGUGUUUGAUUUUAAUCUCCUUAUGUCAAAAAAUCUAAAUAGUCCAUUGAAAUGUUACAUUAAAAGGACCGAAUAUUGCA